AUGGCUGGCAAAGCAACAAGCAUGUCUGAUAUAGCAAAGUCUGAAGGUGGGAUAAUAAAUCCUGAAAAGGCUACAAGUAUUAGUGAUGUAGAUAAGCUGGAGUUAAAAAUAGCUCAGCUUAAGAAACAAAAGACGGCAGCAAAGUCUGCAUUGACAAAGGCUCAGAAUCAGAUGCUGAGUUUGAUAGACCAGGAGGAUCUCCCCACAAGGAAAGCAGUGAGGGAUGAGAUAGAUAAGGUGAGUUCACUUCAGGCUAAAGCUGUUGACUUAUUGUAUGUCCUGUCCAAGGCAUACGACCAACAUGGAGAUUACGAGAAUGCCAAGAAAACAUGUAAGGAAAUAGAUGAAGUCUUAGAAUAUAGCGAUGAUGCAAUACACAAUGCAAGAUUGCAUUUGAGCAGCAGGUCAGAUGAUAGCUCGUCUUCUGGUAUAAGAAUGUUGGUCAUGGUUGAGUCAGUUGCACCAGAAAUAGAUAUGAGUAGAAUAAGAAUAGAAAUGGAAGCACCUGCUUCUCCUGAAAUAGAACGGGGGAAAUUACAUGUGCAAUAUGACCGGAUAGAUAGCAACUAUGACCACAAAAUGAAAUCUUUCAUUGAAAGAAAUAAGACAUCGCAUAGUGAUAAAAUUGGUGCUGAUAUGUGGAGCAAGAUGAAACGGGUUUCAAUUCCUGUGUUUCAUGGCAACAUUAAAGACUACGAGAGUUGGAAAGCUGCUUUCAUGGCAUGCGUGGACAGAGCUAAUGCCACUAAUGAGUAUAAGCUGUUACAACUAAAGCAAUAUGUUGCAGGAGAGGCUUUUAAUCUCAUUUCAAGGCUAGGUCACACUGCUGCAGCUUAUGAUGUAGCUUUAGAACGGCUGGAGAGAAAGUAUGGAGGUAAAAGAAGGCAGAUUGCUUUAAAAAUGGAGGAAGUUUAUAACUUCAGACCCAUUCGUCCUGGCAACGCCAAGGACUUAGAGAAUUAUGCCGAACUUUUAGACAUUACUGUUGUCAGUCUUAGAGAAGCUGACAAAAAUGAGGAAUUGGGUGACGGGUGUCUGUACUCCCAAUUGUUGAGGAAAAUGACCGGGUCAAUGAUAACAAAUUACCAAAGAUGGCUGUUUGAACUACAACGUCAGGAAUCGGUUGAGACAUUAAGAGAAUGGGUUCUAAAAGAAUCCGAAUUUCAAACCGUAGCAUCUGAGGUGAAACUGGGUAUCGUUGAAAGGCCCAAUGAUAGGGAACAUAAGUCCAAUCAAAAGUCAGGAUCUUUCUUUGGCAGGAAACAGGUACAGAUCUGUCACUUCUGUCACGAAAAGGGUCAUCAGAUAGUAAACUGUAAAAGCUUCAAAGCUUUAGAUAUCCAGAAACGAUGGGUCAAAGCAAAAGAACUGAAGCUUUGCUUUCGGUGUUUAGGAAUCCGUCAUGUUGUGAAAUUAUGUUCCACAAAUGUGCCAUGUGGUAUUGAGGGAUGUCGGUCGACACACAAUAGAUUACUUCAUGAUAGUGAUUGGGUAAACUCACGGACAAAGGACACUGUGAAUACAAGCAACAAAUCUGAAGAAGCUCGGAAUGAGUACAAACAGACAACAAUGUCUACCACGAGAAAGGAAUAUUCCUUUUCUUCGCUCAGGACAAUUCCUGUUAUACUGAAAAAUGGAACUCGCAAAAUACAGGUCAAUGCUCUCCUGGAUGACGCCAGCACACAAACCUAUAUCAAUGAAGACGUAGCAUCAGAGUUAGGUGUGCAUGGUCAAAGCCAGACCGUAUCUGUGAAUGUUCUCAACAGCAAGCAGGAAACCUUUAAUAGCAUGGCUGUUGAAGUGGGAUUAGAAAGUGUUGAUGGAUCGGUCAACAUGAACAUAUCAGCAUUGACUACAACAAAGGUCACAGGGAUGAUGAAAGUGAUUGACUGGAACAAACAUGCAAAUGAUUGGAGUCACUUGCGUAACAUUGAUUUUCCAAAAUUGAGUUCUAGACCAAUUGUGGACAUAUUGAUUGGAAUGGACUAUUUGGAACUCCAUUGUUCUCUCAAAGAUGUUUGUGGUCAUCCUGGUGAUCCUAUAGCAAGGCUAACACCAUUGGGGUGGACGUGUGUUGGUAAAGUACACGAAUCAGAAAUACAUACUGCACAUGUGACUGGUUCAUUCUUUGCUCAUGAUUCACACACAACAAGCAACGAAAUAGAGCUUGAGUCAUUAGUAAAUAGGUUCUGGGAGGUUGAAACCAUUUCAGGGUACACGCCCUUUAUGACACGAGAUGAGGAACUGGCGGUGGAUGCUGUAAAAGAAUCACUUACCUAUGAUUCAGAGAGGUACACGGUUGGUGUUCCAUGGAAGGAUAAGUCAAAGCUUCCUGAAAGUAAUUAUGAUAGUGCUUUCAAACGUCUGAAACAAAUUGAGAAAAGGUUAUCCAAAGAUGUUACAAUUCAGACAGCAUAUGGAGACGUGAUAUCACAGUAUCUGAAAAAAGGAUACAUCACAAAAGUUCCUGAAAAAGAAGUUAACAAAAAAUGUUGGUACUUACCUCAUUUUCCAGUGGUCCGGCCUGAACGAAAUACAACGAAGAUACAUGCUUUCCAGAAAGUUGAGCUGGAAAGGAAAACUGGAUCAAAUAUGAAAGUGACAAUGAUGGUGCAAGAUGUUGAUCAGACAUGGCGUUUGGAUCCAUGUAGGUUUUCCGACUGGAAAAGACUGUGCAGAGUCUUUGCAUGGGUCUACAGGUUUCUCAGUAACUGUCGGACAAAAAAGGAUAUGAGAAGGAAAGAAGAACUGGACCUAGAAGAGAUUGAAGGAGCUGAAAGAAAACUAAUUUCAGAAGAUCAAAAGGAAGCAUUUCCUAAAGAGUAUUGGGCACUGUACCAUGACAGCAGAAUACCACCUAAGAGUAAACUCAUAGGAUUACAGCCUUUUCUGGAUGAAACAGGGGUGAUGAGAUUAAAUGGCAGACUGAGGUUUGCAGAAGUCCUGUCCUGGGAAGCAAGGUUUCCUAUUAUUCUUCCCAGAAAAAGCCCGGUGACAAAGUUGAUAGUUAAACAUCAUCAUGAAAUGUGUCACCACAUGGGAACAAAUACCACAUUAGCUUCAUUGUCUUCCAAGUUCUGGAUAAUAUCCUCAAGGGAGGAAAUUCGUGAAUGGGAAAAUGCAUGUUCUUGGUGCAAAAAACAAAAAGCAAAGCCAGCACAACAACUCAUGGGCAAUCUUCCAAAGGUGAGAGUAGUUUGUUCAAUGAGAGCAUUUGUUCAAGCGGGGGUAGAUUACGCUGGUCCAUUUCUUACUGUACAGGGUCGAGGUAAAAGCCGUCAAAAGCGUUACCUGUGUCUGUUCACAUGCCUAGCUACACGUGCUGUACAUUUAGAGAUCGCUUUCGGACUAGACACAAAUUCGUUCUUGAAUGCUCUCUUCCGCAUGGCACACAGAAGGGGAAUGCCCAAAGAGAUCAUAUCGGACAUCGGGACGAAUUUCGUUGGAGCUGUGAAAGAGCUUAAAGAGCUGGUGACUUCAUUAGAUUCUGACAUCACAAAAUCGAAAUUGGCAAACAGAGGCAUUGUAUGGAGAUUUAAUCCUCCAAAUGCUCCUCACUUCGGAGGAGUAUUCGAAUCGAUGGUCAAGUCAGCUAAACGGGCUAUUUAUGCUGUCCUGAGCUCAAGUGAUGUCACCGAUGAAGAACUGAUGACUGCUUUUACUGGGGCCGAAGCUCUGUUGAAUUCAAGACCACUCACAUAUCAGAGUGCCCACACACAGGAGUAUGUUCCGCUCACACCAAACCACUUUCUACAUGGGCAGCUUGGUGGAGACUUCGCUCCAGAAAUAGAUUCCACUUCCUUUUCUCCCCAGAAGCGUUGGCGGAGGAUCCAGGAACUCAUCAGGCAUAUCUGGAGGAGAUGGAUGAGAGAGUGGCUUCCAACGUUGAAUGUCCGAAAAAAGUGGGUCACGUCAUCAAGAGACUUCCAAGUUGAUGAUGUGGUGAUUGUCGUAUCACAAGAUAAUCCAAGAGGAACUUGGCCAAUGGGAAGGAUAUUGAAAACUUACCCAGGCCAAGAUGGCCAUGUUAGAGUUGUAGAUGUUAAAGUUGGAGGGUCGAGAUUGACUCAACCAGUUACAAAGAUCUGUCCUCUCGAAUAUCGAGACUGA
Messenger RNA from Haliotis rufescens (red abalone), 4110 nucleotides. RefSeq lists its product as uncharacterized. The record is from RefSeq and is a predicted model, not a curated record. Gene Ontology annotation, biological process: DNA integration. Gene Ontology annotation, molecular function: zinc ion binding; nucleic acid binding. Bases 1 to 4110 code for a protein of 1369 amino acids. Lineage: Eukaryota; Metazoa; Mollusca; Gastropoda; Lepetellida; Haliotidae. The transcript is spliced from 3 exons.